Molecule: messenger RNA, 1052 nt
Organism: Salpingoeca rosetta
Lineage: Eukaryota; Choanoflagellata; Craspedida; Salpingoecidae
Exons: 3
Source: RefSeq, a predicted model, not a curated record
ACGGGCUAUCCGCCAACGUGCCGGUCGCUGCACAUCCGCUAUCUCGACAUCUCAACUGUCAUCGCCACCACUGGUCGCGUCAGACGUCGCCUGCCUGCCCUUACCGCCCUCCACCUCCGCGAUUGCAAUCUCCGCUCGCUCGACCAGCUCGUUGCGCUUGCGCCGUUUGCGCUGCGGCAUUUAGCGGUUGGCGAUAGCGAGCCCGUCGCGGGCAUUUCGUUUUGGAAACUUUACGCAAUCAAUCGCCUCACGGGGCUGAAAUCCCUAAAUGGCGAAACAAUUGGGCUGGCGGAACGAUCCAAGGCAGAGCGCGCAUUUGCCGCUCUCAACACAUUCUGCAGACAGAUUCCCACACCUGUUGCCCUUUCAUCACCGCGGUUUCCAGUAGCCAUCGAUCAACAAGACAUUGAGCGCUUUGGUGAUCGGUUUCAAGCACAUGUGCGCAUGCUCGCUGCGACAGCAACAGCACACACGUCAUCAUCAUCAUCAGCAGCAGCAGCAGCAACAACGGCGUCAACCAGUGGUGGUGGCCGCCGCGCGCUGAGCAGACAGCAAUCAUCAGCGUCAACAACAGGCGGCACCGCAAUAGCCAGCCUUGCUGCCAUUGGCCAGCGCACCUCUGGGUAUGCUGCAACGCCGUCGUCUUUGCUUGCAGGCACAACGUCCAGCCACGCCCACUCUGGUGGUUCCGUGUCGUCCAUAUCGUCAUCAACAGCAGCAACAACAGGCGUGCUUGCGAGCGGUGGGACGAGUGGUGGCAGCAGUGGUAGCGGUGGUGGUGGUGGUGGCAACGGGGUGCUGAGUGCAAGCGUCAUGCGAGCCCUGCGUGAUGUGCAGCGUGGUGUUCGCACGAGUGUCAAGGCUGUUGUUAACCAGGCAGUUGAUGAUUGCCAAUUAGAGGCCAGGAUUCGACGCGAAUUCCAGCAGCAGCGGCAGCAGCAGAUGCGGCAGUCGUCAUCAUCAUCAUCAUCGCUGUCGUCGUAGCUUCCAAGUGUGUGUGUGUGUGUGUCUGUGUAUCUGUAUGUCUGUGUGUCUGCGUGUCUUGUGUGGUG